Messenger RNA from Entrophospora candida, 201 nucleotides. NCBI's taxonomy places the organism in Eukaryota, Fungi, Glomeromycota, Glomeromycetes, Entrophosporales, Entrophosporaceae. The record is from the annotation of a GenBank genome assembly.
AUGAUUUCAAAUAUUAAAAACUAUUUUGUCCUCAAAACCUAUCAAUCAGACAUAACGACAUGUCCAACUAUUGAGAUAUAUGAUGGAAUUUUGGUCAGUUCACUGAUAGUAGCCAGUUUAACGUUGUUUUUAUACACCGCUUUCACUCAAUUUCAUGAACAAGGUGUAUAUGUAGCUGCUACCAAAGAAAUGAAUGAGUGA